GAGCGGAGAGCAAAAGAGCAAAAAUAUUUAUUACGUAUUUUUGUACGAAGUUUUUUCGUAAUGGACGAGGGAGAAAAAGUUCUCAAAAUCUGUGGAAUUGUGGAGUGUCUGUGUCUCUUGGCUUUAUUCGAGAAUCGAACGUUGUUGUUUCGAUUUCACGUGGGGUCAUGAACGUGUUUUACAGAACCCUUGAGUCAGGUCACUCAGGUCUCAGGUCACUCGCACUAUGGACCGCACGAUCGCACUGCUCGCAGAAUUAAGUCAGAACAUCGGAACCAAGCGAGAAACUAUUGAAAAUGCAUUCCAAUUCAUCCUGACUACCUAUUGAGGCCACUUUCAUUCCAACGCCGUCACACACCUCGAAUGCUUCAUUAAAGCGGAUAAGAAUGGCUGCUGUGGACGGUCGCGAGGACUCGCUUAGCAAUCGGUGUGGCCACUCGGACGCGGACGCGCAGACCCAGGGCACGUUCAUCACCGUCAUCCCAGUGGACUACAGCCGUCGGACCCCCUAUCCCACAACCACCACCGACUACCUGGUGGAUCAGUACAGCGAGUACCUGCGAGAGAGGGCUCGGGACGAGUACCUCCGUGGUGACUACAACAUCAACAGCGACCCUCAGUACGAGGACGCUGGCCCCAUGUACGCCCUGGCGCAAAGGUACGCCGCAGAGCCCCUUGCUUCGUACAACACCAUGACCCAAGAACGUGAGUGGGACCCUCGCAGCCUUGCCCAGCAGGUUGCGAACCAGGUUGUCCCGCAGGCGCCCAGUGUGCAGCAGCAGCAGGUGCACCCUGAUGCGCAAACCAUCAAUGAACAAUUGGUGGCCAAACUUCAGCAGCAGUGCCAACAACAGCAACAACAACAGCUUGCCAAUGACAAGGCUAUUCCUCCUCCAAAGAAAACUAUUCAGAUGGCAGUUUUUCUCUUUUCGCCUGUGGUUUUGUCAAUGGAGGCGCCACGUCAAAUAAUGGCCUCAGAAUUGACUGCCUUGGUCAUGCAGGAAGAGCAGCUCGGACUUCCUAGGAACGCUAGUGAUGUAUUUUCAAUCUGGAUGACCUCUGGUCUAUUAGAAAUUCAACUCAAGCCUAACCACAAGCCUUUAGAAGUUAGGCAAAAUUGGCAGUACCUUUUGAGCAGGUUUAGUGAUGCGUCCGAGUCUCGAAAAGAAAGAGACGAGCCAAGAAUCGCUCUUCAGAGGAAUGUCUUUCUAUCCAGAGUGGAGGAAGAGCGAAUCAAGGAGCAAAAGGUACUUGAGCUACUUUACGAAGAGGCCAAGUACAACGUGCUGGAGGGUAGAUACCCGUGUGAGGUCUCGCAUUACAUAAUGUUGGGAGGACUGCAGGCUAGAAUCGAACUAGGACCAUACGACCCACACCACCACACACCUGAAUUUUUCAGACAGCAGCACGGAGACUUUCUUCCAGCACACGUGAGGAAGGCAGCAGGCUGGGCCUGGUUGCCAGUGAGCAGCAAAAGGUCUCCUGAAGUGAGGCUGCUGGAGGCGUUCAAAAGUGUUCCGGCAGCAACGCCGGUCAAGCGGUUGAUUAGAAAAUACCUAGAAUUUUGUUGGGCGCUGCCUUUUUACGGGAGUGCAUUUUUUAAUGGGCAGAUUGAGCAGCCCGUCCGAGGGCUAACAUCGCUGAUAACACACCAAGAUAUUCCUGUUCUGGUUGCGGUCAACGAAAAAGGAGUCUAUGUCAUUGAUGAAAUUCAAUGUACCAUAUUACUGGGUUUGAAAUACGAGGAACUCAGCUGGGAGUACGCUCGGCCGUCUCAGGAAGACAGCCCUGACUGCCUGCCGUGCCUAUUCAUCCAAUUCAUGGUCGUCGAAAAUGGAGCAAGGGUGUCAAAAAUUUUACAAGUAUUCUCCAAACAAGCUAUAAUGAUGGACGCCCUCAUUUCAACCUACGUUGACCGACUGAAGCAGAGAGCCAGUGAGGAAGCAGAAAAAGGGACAUUUGAUGCUGCCACUGACACUGAUGAACUCCAUGCGCCGUUGAGAACACCCGUUCGGAGAGAAAUAACUCCUCAGUCUUGUCUCAGCAACAAGCUCAGCCGCUUAACCUUGGCAACAUUUGACGAUGAUGGUCGUUGCAUUGGUCAAAUGGGAUCGUGGUCUUUCAGUCACUGACAUUACGAGAACUACUCCAAGUAUGGACAAACAAACGUUCAAACCUAAACUUGUGUGUUACUAUGAAAUUAUCAAUGUUUGAUUAUUAUGUGAUCCUCUAUUCAUUAAAAAUAAUUAUGUAAAUGAAUAAAAAAUGUGCUGCUAGUCCAAUAAACCUCUUACGUGGAGGUAUUUCUCAACAA
Molecule: messenger RNA, 2314 nt
Organism: Neocloeon triangulifer
Lineage: Eukaryota; Metazoa; Arthropoda; Insecta; Ephemeroptera; Baetidae
Gene: Bili
Product: FERM domain-containing protein 8
Exons: 12
Coding region: 387-2132 (581 amino acids)
Biological process (GO): negative regulation of canonical Wnt signaling pathway
Cellular component (GO): cytoskeleton; plasma membrane
Source: RefSeq, a predicted model, not a curated record